AUGUUCAAAAACCUGAAAAGUCGGCUUCAGGAUGAAGCCAACAGGCUCAAGGACAAUUUACAGGUAUGAAUUUUGAUUCUUUAUCUUCUAUUCAGUCUUUAGGUACUUGGAGAUGGAGUUACAAUGCCAGCAACCACAUCAAUCCCACCCGAUGCGGUGUCGUUAGAUGAUGUAAGCUUAUAUAACGACAUUUUAUACCUGAAAACCGAUCAAACUGGCUGAAAAAAAAUUAAACCUAAAUCUUCAGACCAGUGAUAACGAAUCCGUGACCUCGAGUCAUUUGGAAACGCCAGAAAAUAAGGAGAAAAUCCGUCAAAUUGAACAAAAAUUGGCCAGAGAAUGGAAGGCCAGAUUGGACAAAUGCGAGUCGGAUUGGUCACAAAGAGCCGAUAAAAUACGCGAAGAACUUACAAUAAAACUUGCCGAGCAUAAGCAAAAGAGUCAUGAGGCUCUGGAGCAGAAAGAUGUUGAGCUUUGCCAGUGGAUCGCCAAGUAUCAUGAAGCAAAUAAAAGGUCCGAGGAUGGGAAAACCAAGGUUGGCGAGGUGAGUAAUUUUGUAUUACAGUUCUUUUCGGUUUUUAGAGGUGACAUGGACAACAAUUUUUGCCAAAAUUCUUGGAAUUUUUUGACUUUCCAAAAAAUUUGCAUAGAUUUGUGAUUUUUUCUAAAAAAUCCGUCAUUUUAAUCGUAAUUUUGUUAAAAAUAUGCUAAUUUUUCUUUGAAAUUUUUGAGAAAGGGAUGGGAUUUGAAAAACGUGGAAAUUGAUCAGUUUUUUGUCCAAAACUUUGAUGAAAUCUGGUCAGCUUUGAUGCCCAUCCAUCCCUUCGACUGCUGUCGGCCUAGACGGAAAUCCGCUGGUUUUACUAUUGACAGUGUAAAUUAUCGUAUUUUUGCCUGAUGACUUCAUAUCUCGCUACUUUUUAUUCCUUUUUGAAAUUUUUAUGAUGUUUAUUAUCUAAACUAUAUUAUUUUAGCCUAAAAAGCCCGAAUCUGACGCCCAAUUGGAGCAGAUCCGAAAGGAAAACGAAAAGCUUCAAGAAGAGCUGAAAAAACUCAACGCUGAUCUUGCCGAAACCGAGAAACAACGAAACGAUUUGUUGGCCGAAGCAAAGAGACUCAAAGAAGAGAAGGAAAAGCUCGAAAAACAAGUGGCUAGUCCAGAGAAAAGUCCCGAAACAGAAGUGACCCAGGUCAAGGAGAAGCUAGAGAAGUGUAAACGGUUGCUCAAGGAGACUCACGAAGCCAAGAAGAGCUUCGAAGCCGAUCUUUCGAAGGCCAAGGAGAUGGCCAAUCGAAUUUUGGUAAAGUUACCGAAGGAAGAUGGCGAUGAUAACGAGGAAUUGGACCUGAUGGACGCCUUGAUCACGUUGGAGAUUGGUCAAGACAGCUUGGUCAAGGAAAAGGAGGUAAUUUUGGAUAUUAAUUUACAGGGUACGGCAAUUUUUCGGCCGGAUUUUAUUUGGCCAUAACUUUUUUAGUUUUUGGGCAAAUGUUAAAAUUCUUUUUUUCCCUGAAUCCAUAGACAACCCCAUUUUGUUUAAUACCAAAUAUGUUAUACCCGUUCAUUAGACUACAGCAAAAAUUCGAGACAAAGAAAAAGCCUAAUUUUCAUAGCUGACAAUGGAAUUACCCCCAGUGCGACUCUCAGAUUUUCUUUGAAUUUUGCACAUGGGCCGGACAUAGGCCACACAUCAAUUCCUGAAAGUUUCAGCCCGCACCUUUCAGGGGCGACCAAGAUAUUCAACGAUUCUUUGCAGUCAGGAGGGCACAUGAGUGGUCACACAGAGAAACUUUUUGGCUAUAUCUUCGCUAGUUUUGUGCGGAGAUAGCUGCUUUUUUGUGGAAACGGUAUUCUGUAUGGCAUGAACAGGCAUGAAACUUUUUACGACAAAAUUCGUAAAAAAAAGUAUUUUUUCUGACGAUUUUCACACACGCCAUCACGCCGAAAAAGCAGAGAAAACGACCGAAAGGCCAAUAACUAUGAACUAGGUCCCUGCAUAUAUAACAUAUUUGGUAUUACACAAAAUGGGGUUGUCUGAGGAUUCAGGGAAAAAAAGAAUUUUAACAUUCGGAUAAAAACUAAAAAAGUUAUAGCCAAUUCAAAUCCGGCCGAAAAAUUGUCGCACCCUGUAUAUUAUCCAUGAUGAAAUUUUGUGAUUUUUUGUGCGUUUUGACAAUAAUUUAUAUUGUUCUUGAUAACGAAAGGCUAUAUUUAAUGUUUUCUUGCAGAAAUACCAAUCAGAAGCCGAGAAUCAGUCGAAAGAAAUCAAUUCUCUCAAAUCCCAGAUUGAACAAAAGUCAGAACAGAUGAAAGAACGCGUAGAACAACUCCAGAAAGCCUUGGAAGAAGCCACAAACAACCGAUCAAAUGUAAUGGAGACUGUGGAUCGGGCAACGGCGCAAUUGGAUACACUUGGAGUGAAAAAUGAAGAACUACAGAAACAAAUUGACCUGAAAAACGAAGAAAUCAGGGAAAUCCAACGAGAACAGCUAAAAUAUCAAGAGGAAAUCAAGGUGGGAAGAAGAAAAUAGACUGAAGAUCGUAUUUUAGGCAUUGACAGAGAAGAAUGAAGCGAUUAUAAAGGAGUUUGAGGCCAAAGAAGAAGAUCUCCGACAUCAGAUUGAGGAGAAGGAGAAGAUUGUCCAAGAAAAGGAGGAAAAACUCAAAGCCGUUGUUGAAAAAACACAGGUAGGCAUUGAUAAAGAGUUGUGGGAGAUCUGGACAGAAAAAAUAUUGUUCUAGGCCAUGUCUAGAAAAGGUGUCAUCAUGAUCAAAUUCCUAGUCUAAAAUAUUUUAUUUUUGUGUCUAAAAAGUGGAUUUGAUCAGCUUUUGAUUAGAGAAGGAACGAAUAUGGUGUUUUUUAUCGUUUCAUGCAAGAAUUUGCUAGUCAUGAUGACGCAUUUUAUGGAGAUUUUUCGAGAAAUUUUUUUCGAGAGAGUUUUCCAAAAGAUGUCGGAAAGAUGGCCAAUUUUGGGUAGUUUUCGAGUGGGAAUCAGUGAAGUUGUUGGCAAUCCAAGGUUCAACAACAAUUUUGUUAACUUUCAGACGAAGAUUCAGGUAUAUUUUAUAUUACUUUAGGUGGUUUUGGAAGUUUUUUGAAUCAUUUUUUGAUUUCAGGCUGUUCACGCUGAAAAUGUCCGGUUGGAGAAGAAAUUGGCAUUGACAGAAGACGAACUCCUCAAGCACAGCGAAAGUAACGUGACAAGCCCCGCCCCACCAAGCGAAGUCCCAUCGGAAAUCCUCAGCGAACUCGAAGAAAGAAAAUUGGAACUGGAUGAGAGAAAAUUGGAGGUUGAAGAGAGAAAAAGAGAGCUUCUGGAGAGAACGAAUGAGCUGGAAGAGGCUAGAAAUGAGCUGAAGAAGUUCAGAGAAGUGAAUGAAGAAUUUGAAAUCAAAAAUCAGCACCUCCAGAACGAAUUGACCGAAAUUCAGAGGAAAUUUGAAGAACAACAGAGGAGUUUGAAGGCCCUGGAAGAAGAGAAAUGGGUGGAAAAUGCGGAAAAAGAGGAGAUCAAGACCAAAAUUGAACAUGCACAAGAGGUGGAGAAGAAAGUCAAAAACAUCGAGGAGAUCAUGAACAAUAUAACGGAACAGAAAACUAGGUUGGAGAAGGAGAAUGAGGAACUCAGAGAGAAGAUUAGAGCCAUUGAAGGGGAAAGUGAACAGAAAUUGCUCGAAUUGGAAGAUAUUCAGAGGACCUUGGAGGCUGAAAUUGAUAAAAUUAGACAGGAAAAGAGUGGAAAAGAUAAUGAACAAGGUGAAUUGGCCGAAAAAGUGAAGAAUCUCGAGCUGGAAAAACAAGAAUUGGCCCAGAAAAUUGUAAAUUACGAAGAAAAUCGAGGGAAAUUGGAGAAUUUGAACGAAAAAUUGACGAAAUUGGAAGAAGAAUUGAGGCUGAGCGAAAAUGAGAAGGCCAGAUUCGGAGCAGAUGCAGAAGACACUCGAUUACAUCUUCAGGAAGUGAGAAAUGAACUCAAGAAUGAAGAGAAAGUGAAAAAAGACCUGGAAAACAAGCUGGAAGAGAAGGAGAAGGUCCUGGAGUACUUAAAACAACAAGUUUCCGGCCUUGGAUCAGCUGAAGGACAUCUUGCCGAGGUCAGAUUGGAACUAGAACAGGCUAGAAAUGACCUGAAACAUCUGGAAAAUGCGAAAAAUGAAGCUGAAGAAGCGAAAAAUGAAUUGAGAGAAGUCAAAAAGAGAGUGGAAGAGUAUGAAGGGAAGCUGAAAGAAACCGAAAAAGAAGUGGAAAAGCUAAGAGAUGGGGAAAUAAAGGUGAAAGAACUUGAAGAACGUCUAGAAAAGAUUCAAAAUGAGAAGAGUGAAGCUGAAAACAAGGUGAAAGCCCUCGAAAAUGAACUCAAAUUGAAGGAAGACGGGCUAAAAAUGAGAGAACAGGAAGAAGAAGAACUGCAAAGUAUAAAGAUUUCGUUCUCGGAAACUGAAAAUCGCCGGAUUCAACUGGAAAAUCAUAAAGAACAGGCCGAAAACAGGGUGAAGGCCCUCGAAAAUGAAGUGAAACUGGGCGAAGAAAGGAUAAAGUCCAUUGAAAAUGAACUUCUCAACACGCAACAAGAACUCACAGAGGUUCAGAAUGCCUUAAAACAUGCGAAUGAAGGGGCUGAUCGCCUGAAAAUUGUCGAAAAUGAAAAAAUUUCGGCCGAAACUGAACUCCGAGAUUUGAAAAAGAAGUUUGAAACAGUUGAAAAUGACCUCCAGGAGAAGAAUGAAGCCCUGAAACAGUUGAACAACCUCAAAGUGGAGCUUGAAGCAGUGGAGAGAGAAAAGAUUGAGCUGAAAGAAGAACUGGGAGCAGCCAAGAAAGCUCUCAAGGAUAAGAUGCAAGAAACAGAAGUCUUGCAAAAUGCUCAAGAAGAACUCGAAAAGAUCAAGGAAAGGUUGGAGAAGGUGGAAAAAGAGAAAAAAGACCAAGAAGAACAGCAGAAAGAGGUGAAAGAAAAGUACGAAGAAAUGGUGAAGAGCAAUAAGGACACGGUCCAACAAAAUGUGAAGCUACAAAGCCAGUUGCAAAGCGCCUAUCUCGAACUCGAUGAUCUCAGCAGAACCAAGGAAGAACUCAGCAGACAGAAUGAAAUAUUUGUUAGAGAACGGCAGGAAGGAUCGAAGGUAAGUCGAUUUAUAUUGUAGUAGGUUUAGAUGAAGGAUUGUCGAAAUUUUGAUCGGUUUUAGAGGUAUAUGGAUGAUUUUUUGGUUUUGUUAGAUGCUAUAGGGCCCUACGGAUCUACUACAGCCAAGCUUAAAGCAUGAAAAUUAAUUUAGAUAACAGAAUUUUCAAAAGUAUAAGGUUUAGUAGAUAUUGAUGAAGAAAAUGGAAAAUUUGAUUGGUUUUUAAAUUAAUAAUAAGAUUUAUGCAUAAGAUGAUGUAGAUUAAGAGUUAUUAAAACUUUUUUAACAGGUUUUGUCACCUGUAAAUUACUUUAAUCACUUGAAUUUUCAAAAAUUUAGAGUUUUAUUACCUAUUUUUUCCAGGAAUCCGAUGAUCUCCGAAUCCAAUUGGACCAGUCCCAAGAAUGCAUUGAUGAACUCAAACAACAGCUCAAUGAACUGCAAACCACCAACGCCGAACAUGAACAGCUGGCUUCGGAAGUGGAGAAAUUGGAAAAGAAAUUAGAGGAAGCCGAAAGUGCCAGGUCAAAGGCAGAAAAAGAAUUGGAAAAGCUGAAAUCGACGAAGUUGCAGGCUGAAAAUGAUGUUGCCACAUUCAAGAAUGAAGUACAAGUCAUGUAUGGAGUGGUGCAAAAAGAACAGGAGAAGACCGGACAACUGGAAAGGAAGGUCAAAGAAAUCGCGGAGAAAUUGAGAGAAGCGGAGGAAAAAUUGGCUGAAAAGGAGAAGGAAGGCGAGGAAAAUGGAUGGGAUGAUGAUGAACCAGACGGCCUGGUAAGAUUUGAGGAGAUUUGAGGGGGUUUAUAGUGUUUGCAGAGUCUAAAUUUUAAAUUUUUGAUAUCAGAUUGUCAUGGAUAAUAUAAAAUGUUUUGAGAUUUUUGGUUUUAUGAGCUGGUUAGGCCUUAGAAUAGCGUAUUAUUAUUUUAAAAGUAAUUGGAAACGACUUUGGAGAUUUUGAUUACUGUAAUUUUUUGUUUUUUCAGCUUCGAGAUGAAGUGGAAUCCCUCCGAAAACACAAUGAAACCCUGAAGCGGGAACUCCACGAAAGCCGAGAAUUGUUGGCCUGUGUGCGGCACGAUGGUCCUCCAUUGGAAUACGUCCAAAAUAUUGUCUUCAAGUACCUAACGACCAGAGAUAAUCUGGGGAAAGGAGCAGUGGUAAGUGAUGAUUAUUUUUGGAAGUUUAGGUAAUAAAAUCAGGCUUCGACUGCAUUAUUCGUAUUUUAAAACGUUCGAUUUGUCUUUGAGGAGAUUUUGGAUAGAAAAUUUUUACUGAUCUGUUGAUUUCUGGGGAGAAAUUUCUAAAUUUUACCUUGUUUUAGCCCCUGGUCCGAGUAAUCGCUGCCGCCACGGGGAUGAGCGACGCCCAAACCGCCGAAGUGAUCAGAAGCGAAGAGAAGAGGGUAACCCAACUCAAUUCGAUCCGAUCCGCCGUCGGUCUACACUAG
Messenger RNA from Bursaphelenchus xylophilus (pine wood nematode), 6572 nucleotides. Lineage: Eukaryota; Metazoa; Nematoda; Chromadorea; Rhabditida; Aphelenchoididae. The record is from the annotation of a GenBank genome assembly.